GAGCCUGGAGGAUUCUAAGAGUUUCAUGCAGGCCACACCUCCCACGUGGUUCUCCUCUUGAGCACGCCCAACCGUGGGACUACAUUGCCCAGAAGGCCGUGCCAGAUCAAGAGGAGGAAAGUCCGUCCCCACACGGGUUUCCGCUCCUUGAGCGCCUUCGAUACCGGAAGUUUGGCACGCCCCCUGCUCUUGCGCCACCUCAGCGAGGCGCGGCUACCAAGUGCUAGAGGCCAGAGUGAAAGCAAUCAAUGUAGACUUCUCCUGACAGCCCGAACCUGCACCCAAGCCGUGCCCCAGGUCCUGCACGCCCUGCCCGGACACGGACGUAGCCUCCUGCAGCCAACGCCUCUGCCACCUUUUCGUACCUAUAGUUCAAGGGGGAGUCAUGGCUUCGGGCCUCCUGUCUGCCGGGGGUCAGUGGGAAUUGCCGACCUUCAGAGAUGUGGCUGUGGGCUUUACUCAGGAGGAGUGGCGGCACCUGCACCCAUAUCAGAAGGCACUCUAUCGGGAUGUGAUGCUGGAGAACUACCACAACCUGGUCUUCCUAGGACUUGUCGUUUCCAAACCAGCUAUGAUUGGUCAGUUGGAACGAGGAGAAGAACCUUGGCUACCAGAGGGAGCUGUCCCAAGAGGGCUGCGUCCAGGUUGGGAGAGUUGGCCUGAAAUCAAGCAGUCAUUUAUGAGACUGGACAUUCCUCUGGAAGAAUACCAGGAAAGACUCACAAGUUAUGGUCCCCAGGCCUCCUAUUUGGAAGACACCUUAGAAGGUGGGGCAAUAGAGAGGCCGCAUAAUAAUGGGGAAAAACCUUUUGAAUGCAGUGAUUGUGGGAAGACUUUCCGCCUGAGUACUGCUCUUGCUAUGCAUCAGAGAGUUCAUACUGGAGAGAAACCUUAUGAAUGUAAUGAGUGUGGGAAAUCCUUCAGGCAGAGGGCACAUCUUACACAACAUCAGAAAAUUCAUUCGGGAGAAAAACCUCACGAAUGUCAAGAAUGUGGGAAGGCCUUUCGCUUGAGUGCAGCUCUUGCUAUGCAUCAGAGAGUUCAUACUGGAGAGAAACCUUAUGAAUGUACAGAAUGUGGGAAAGCCUUCAGGCAGAGGGCACAUCUUACACAACAUCAGAAAAUUCAUACUGGCGAGAAACCUCAUCAAUGUAAAGAGUGUGGGAAGGCCUUUCGCUUGAGUACAGCUCUUACGAUGCAUCAGAGAGUUCAUACUGGAGAGAAACCGUAUCAAUGUAAGGAAUGUGGGAAGGCCUUUCCCUUCAGUACAGCCCUAAUUAUGCACCAGAGGGUUCAUACCGGAGAGAAACCAUAUCAUUGUAAUGAAUGUGGCAAGGACUUCCGCAUGAGUACAGCUCUUACUAUGCAUUUGAGAAUUCAUACUGGAGAGAAACCUUAUGAAUGUGACGAAUGUAGGAAAGCCUUUUCCAGGAGCACAGACCUUACUCACUAUCGGAGAGUUCAUACAGGAGAGAAACCAUACCAGUGUGAUGAAUGUGGGAAGUCCUUCAGGUGGUGGACACAUCUUACUCGCCAUCAGAGACUUCAUACUGGAGAAAAGCCUUAUCAGUGUGAAGAAUGUGGGAAAGCUUUCAGUCGCAGGACACACCUUACUCGUCAUCAGAAAGUUCACGGUGGGGAGAAGUCUUAGGAAUGGGAGAAGUCUUUCUGUCAGAGUACACAGCUGACUAAUCAUUAAGAGUUUAUUCUGUGGAGAAAUCUUAUGUAAUCAAUAUAGGAGACUGUUAGACAGACCACAUACCUCAUUUGUCAGAAAAGUCAUCCUGGAGACAAAUGAAUUAAUCGUAUAUGGGAAGAUUUACUUGAGCACAGCUCUUAGUCUAUAGCAGAAAGUUUAUACCGGAUAGAUAGAUGCCUUACUAAUGUAAUGAAUUUGGGAAGGUCUUCUACUAGACCUCAUCUCUUAUCUAAAUGAAAGGUGGUAUUGGGUAGAAGUCUUAUGACUCUGCACAGACCUUCAGAGAUUAGUUCUUAUUAUGCAUCCGCAUUCAUACUCAAGAGAUAACUAAAUAAGACUUUUAUUUGACCUCAGAUGACUCAUACUGAUUGAGAUUUAAUGGAUGCAGAACAUAGCUCUGAAUUAAAUAUGCAUUUAACAGUGGAAAC
Monodelphis domestica (gray short-tailed opossum) is the source of this 2127-nucleotide messenger RNA. Its product is annotated as KRAB domain-containing protein 5-like. Gene Ontology annotation, biological process: regulation of DNA-templated transcription. Gene Ontology annotation, molecular function: DNA-binding transcription factor activity, RNA polymerase II-specific; RNA polymerase II cis-regulatory region sequence-specific DNA binding. Lineage: Eukaryota; Metazoa; Chordata; Mammalia; Didelphimorphia; Didelphidae. The record is from RefSeq and is a predicted model, not a curated record.